Messenger RNA from Staurois parvus, 828 nucleotides. NCBI's taxonomy places the organism in Eukaryota, Metazoa, Chordata, Amphibia, Anura, Ranidae. The record is from the annotation of a GenBank genome assembly.
AUAAGCCAAAAAGUAGAGAAACCAUAUUCGUGUUCGGAAUGCGGGAAGGGUUUUACGCGGAAAUACAAUCUUAAUAUACACCAGAAAAGUCACAGAGGGGAGAUCCCGUAUUCGUGUUCCGAAUGUGGGAAAUGGUUUUCUUUCAGUUCAGAUCUCACAAAACACAAGAGAACUCACACGGGGGAGAAGCCAUACUCCUGUUCUGAAUGCGGAAGAUGUUUUUCACUCAACUCUGACCUUACCAAACACAAGAGAAGUCACAAAGGGGAGAAGCCUUUUUCAUGUUCCGAAUGUGGAAAGUGUUUCCGUUUGAAACAUUUCCUUACUGAACACCAGAGAACUCACACGGGUGACAAGCCGUACCCCUGUUCUGAAUGUGGCAAAUGUUUCGUCAAAAAAUCGUACCUCGAUAGACACCAUUCCAUUCACAGCGGAAAAAGGCCGCAUUCGUGUUCGGAGUGUGGAAAAGAUUUUGCUAGUAUGUCGACUCUUAACAGUCACCAGAUAAUUCACACGGGGAUGAAACCGUUUUCUUGUGCCAAGUGCGGUGAAAGUUUUUCUCGAAGAUCGACGCUUAACGUACACGAAAGAGUUCAUACGGGGGAGAAGCCCUACGCGUGCCCUAUAUGUGGGAAAUGUUUCGCACAAAAAUCAAGCCUCCCGAAACAUCAAAAGACUCACACUAAGGCUGUCCGAUAUGUCUGGCAUUCCUGUUCUGAAUGUAGGAGGUGCUUUAGGAAUAGAUCGAAUCUACAUGCACACGAGGAAGCACACAAGAGAUUAAAUCUAAUGUUAGAUCAGAUCAAGAACGCCAUUGACGAAUCUUAA